Linum tenue is the source of this 1337-nucleotide messenger RNA. NCBI's taxonomy places the organism in Eukaryota, Viridiplantae, Streptophyta, Magnoliopsida, Malpighiales, Linaceae. The record is from the annotation of a GenBank genome assembly.
GAACAAAUGUGUCGGACAUGAAUUUGGCGUGAAACCAGAAAAAAGGCAGAAAUAGAAAUUUCUGGUUACGCUUGGGCGUCAAAGUAUUGUCCGGAGCAAAAAAGAAUUCGUCGUGUUUCAGAGUUCUCUCUCGCGCCCUCCAUUUUGACUCUUCAAUUGAGAGUCGAUCGAUUUCGUGGGUCGGUCGAUUUUUCUCCUUCAUCACCCGAUCUCUCAUCUUUCAAGAUGGCUAGUGGGUUUGGGGAAUCAACCAGCAGGCCGCCCCAAAGCCCCUCGUUUGCUAGCAGCAGCAACAACAGCAAUGGAGAUGCAGGCAACUUCGAAUGCAAUAUCUGCUUUGACUUAGCUCAGGAUCCUAUCGUAACUCUGUGUGGUCAUCUCUUCUGUUGGCCAUGUCUCUACAAAUGGCUACAUUUCCACUCUCAGUGUCGGGAGUGUCCUGUUUGUAAGGCUUUAGUUGAGGAGGAAAAGCUGGUUCCUUUGUAUGGUAGAGGGAAGACAUCUACUGACCCGAGAUCAAAGUCCAUCCCUGGUGUUAAUAUCCCAAACCGUCCAGCUGGGCAGAGGCCCGAAACGGCUCCUCCACCAGAGCCGAAUAAUCAUUUUGCUCAGCAUGGGUUUGGUUUCAUGGGAGGUUUUGCACCUAUGGCGACUGCGAGGUUUGGGAGUUUUACUCUUUCUGCAGCAUUUGCUGGCCUCAUCCCUUCACUCUUCAAUCUACCUGGUCAUGGGUUUCCAGAUGCUGCUAUGUAUGGUGCUGCUAGUGGUUUUCCUUAUGGGUUCACUAAUUCGUUCCAUGGUGGCCAUGCGCAUAUGUAUCCACCAGAUCAUGGACAAGGCCAACAAGAUGUCAAUCUCAAAAGGCUGCUUUUCUUAAUUGCUUUCUGUGUUCUCCUUGCUCUGCUCUGGAAUUAGAAAUAAAUAUAUGUCCAUGAUAGCUUAAUUGCUAACAGGUGCUGCUAGGUUGUCAGCUACUUUGCCCAUGUAACUCUUUUAGUAUGUUUUUCUGAUUCAGAAAAUACCCUACCCACCUUUAGUCUGUCCUUCACUCUGGUGCGAAUGCAAAAAUGUCCAUAAGUGCUUUGUUCACUACUCUUAUAGCUCCUUCCCUUUUUUCUCUUGCACCAAGUAUGUGGAGUGCAGAUCACUGUUAUUUCUUCAGCUUCCCUUAUGUUGUACUGUGUUUGGAUGUAUCAUGUUGGUGGAGCCAAAUGUUUGUGACUUUUGUAAAUUCAUUCUUCAUUUUCAUGAUAUUCUGAUUACUUAGGACCUCCCUUGUGAAGUCCCUUCUUUUUUCUUUGCUGCUAUGAUAUGAACUUCAAUCUGGUUUAUCUUCA